Messenger RNA from Amborella trichopoda, 4365 nucleotides. The record is from RefSeq and is a predicted model, not a curated record. Lineage: Eukaryota; Viridiplantae; Streptophyta; Magnoliopsida; Amborellales; Amborellaceae.
CUUCUACCUAUCUAGCUUUCUUAGGAAUAGGCUCAAGGUUAGCUGGUAUGUGAGGCCGCUACAACAUGACGGAUUGAGUUUAAUUCUUACCCUGAUAGGCGAUCAAAUCCCAAUUAAACAAACCCCCCCUCCCAAAUAAAAAAAUCUAGUUUUCUCUGACUGCAGUUAAUGCUUGGGCUUCACCCUGCCUUCCAAGGUUUUGUAAGCAGAUGGAGGCCUAGAUAUCUCCAUGACUAGGGCUAUAAAUGGGUUAGAUCUGGUUCUGCUUGACCUAGACUCGGACCCGAUCCAGCUGUGUCCAAGUCAGACCCAAAUGGGUCCAUUUCUAAUUAAUUAUAUAUUUUGAGUUAUAUAAAAUAUUCUUAAUAAAUUUGUAUUAUAUCAUGACCCCAACCUGGAUCUGACCUAAUCCAAUAUGGUCUAAGAUGGGUCUAGACUUGACACGGGCUGGGUCUAGGUCAAACAGACCCAGACACGACUUGCCUGGUCCACUAACUUGGUCCAAACCUAGACUCAGGUCAAGUCGGUGGGUUGACCUAACCCUUUUACCAUCCCAUCCAUGACAGACCCUCCAGACUCGAUCAAUUUAAUGGCUCCUUAGUUGUCAAUCUAAACGUGCAACUCCAAAGCUCAUUUUGUUAAUAUUAACAAAGAGACCAGAAGCCAUUUCAAAGCACUUCCAGAAUAGCCAAAGAUUACUUGUUUGGGCCGCCCCAAAAGAACAAUGUAUCAUUUACAUAAUGCAGACAAUGAGAUAGUUAGCCUGUUCUCUGAGAUUUUAAAACUUAUAACAUUCCACAAUGAUCAACUCCUCUCCUUAUUGACCAAUUAUAUAGAUAAUAAGGGUGACUAGCGGUCUUCUUGCUUAAUAUUCUAGCUCUGAUAAAUCCUUCAAGGCUCCCAUUAUGACAAUUGAGAAGUUAGUUGACCCAUAAUUUCCAUAGAUCCGCAUAGACCACCUCGCCUCCAGCAGCACAUUUGAUGCCUGAGGUCCCAUUUUUAGAUUGAGAAUGGAUACACUUCUAAGCCACCAAUGCACUACCAAGGAUUUGCAUGCCCUUCACGUAAUCUAUUUGAAGGGGUGACAUCACCUCACAGAGGACCAUUUGUAGUUUGGAGGCUAGAAUCCUUCUAAGUAUCUUCUUAAGGCUUUCAAAUAGAUUGAUUGCUAAGAUAUCAUCGAAGGUUUCUACCAAGUGGGGCAAUCGGGAGUUUGGGACGGGUUAGGUUGGGUCAACCCCAACAACCCGACGGGUCGACCCGAUCUGGGUCUGAGGUCCAGGUCUAAACCCUUGGAACCAAGUUGGACCCGAACCCAACUCAAACAUAUCUACACACGCGCGUACACACACACACACACAUAUAUACAUAUAUAUAUAUAUAUAUAUAAUAUCAGUGUUCAAAAAAUCGAAUCGGCCUAGGGCUGGGUCCGAGUAAUCGGUAUAUCGGCUGGCGGCCUAGGGUUGGGUCCGAGUAAUCGGUAUAUCGGCUGGUUCAAUCGGCCUAAUCGGGCAUGUCUCGGCCGGUCUAAAAAGUAGUAAAAAAUAAAACAAAUACAAAAAAAUCCAAAAAACACAUGAAAAUCAUAUUUAAAGCAUGAUUAAAUAAAGAACAUCCAAAUGAAGUUGAAAAAUAGUGAAUAAAAAUGGAUACUAAAAAAUUGAUUGCCCAAGGGUAUUAACACUUUCCGAUCUAUGUCAAAAUGAUAAAAACAUUCGAAAACACAUUACAAACAAAUCCCCUAUUUAAAAAGAAAAUGAGUUCAUGGCUAUGCUGACCAUAGCCUUCUCAUUAAAGUUCUUUAAAAUUUAAAUGUUAGCAUUAGGUCGAUCUUUAUAUCCUCCCAUAAAUCUCAAAAGAAAGUAAUGAGGACACCAUUAGGGCCAGAGCCGAGCAACCAUGGCCCGAGGGUAGGGUCGGGCGAUAGGCUUGGGCCAAACCCAUCCCUGCCCAACCCCACACUCUUGUCUUCUUUUUCCCAUUGUUUUAUUUUCAAUUAUAUUGGACCCAGCCCUACCCUGGUGGACUAGGGCCAGGGCCUUUUGGUCAAAUUAGGGCCAAGAUGGGCUUGGCCUGGUCCAACCCUAUGGGGACCGCACAGGGGAGGCCCGGCCCCAAUCCAGCAUGUUGCCAAUCCUAUUUAAGACUAAAUUAUCUCCAUCUCCCCUUGUUUAAAUGACCUUUCUAGCCAAGUAACACAUUCAAGUGGUGCUCCUCCUGAAGAUCGAAUAUGAAAUGUUUGAUGAUCGCCUCAUCAAUAGCUCUGAAGUCACCAAGGUCUAUUUGGUCCAAUACUACAGACACUGGACGGGCUCUAAUGUAUAAAAUUUCUAGAAAUCCUUGUGUGUUGCUUCAAGUAUGUUCAUAUGAUGAGGGUUGAGGAAACACACUGAACUAUCGCAUUUGUUGAGGCAUAUUAAUGUUGUAAGUCCCUAGUAGAAAAAUUUUCCUUUGGAGUUCAACACAAACUACAAAAUCAUAUUUACAAGCCCCUACUAAUAGAAAAUACCAUUAAGAAGUUGCUAAUAUUGUGAAUGAGUCAAAUCAGUGUAAUCUGGAAGGGGCAUCGAAUUGGAAAAGUGUUAGAUUUGGUUUAGUUCGCAGUUCGACCGGACAUUGAACUGAACGUGACUCAUGUAAACCGGGCUAACGAUUUCUCAAGUUAUAUGCUUUUUCAAGAUCUGGUUUUGUAGAGGCUGAAUUGGUUUGGAGUCGGUUGGGGGUCUGAAAGGCCAAACUAGCCAGUCUGUUUCUGAUAAGAAUGAAUCAAUUUGGGCAGAGAGCUUAUCCUUACAUCCAUUGUAUAAUUACAAUAAAGCAUGCAAUGUUUAAUUCAAGUCUAUCUCCUCUCAGGUGGUGGCCGAAAGUUUCGGUGAACGCACCAAAUUUAGAAAGAAAAAGACCCAAAGAUGGGGAGAGCUAUUACCAUUGCGAUGAUGAAAAUAGAUAUCGAGCUGUAAAGGAGCGCGCAUUUGAAAUUCAAAAUGAAUGGACCAUGCCACAAGGCAAGAACCAAGGAGAGUAGAUGAACAAUACAGCUAUAUAAGCUUUUCACAUCCCUUUCUCUUCUUAAAAAUUGGAGUCCGUAGUUGCUUCAAAGGUCAUCCUCACCCUCUUAGGUUGCUACGAGAAAAUAUGAAGCGUUCAUCGAAAGUUGACAGGAUUAGCUAUCUACCCAUCCACAUCCUCUCCUGUAUUCUCUCUUACUUGCCCGUCGAAGAAGCAUGCGGAACCUCUAUACUUUCUCAUCAAUGGAAGCAAAUUUGGUCUUCUAUGCCAGUGCUGGAUUUGGAAAUCGAUACAUUCUCUGAGGGCGUGAGUGAUGAAGCUCCUUCACAUAGGUCAGAAUGGGGUCUGGUGCAUGACAAAGACGGCCCCAUUCUCCGGUUUCAGUUGCUGGAAUCAAUGAUAUGCUGCCUCCUCGACCUGGAACAAUGGAUCGGUAUCCUGGAAAACAUGGGUACCCUGGAACCCGAUUGCAUUCUUUGUUGUGUCACUCCAUAUGAAUUACCAGCUUCCCUGUUUUCAUUGACCUCCCUAGUUUCAUUGGAGCUCUGGCGUUGUGAAGUGGAGCCCCCACCUGCAUUUCAGGGGUUUUCAUUUCUAAAGUUCCUCUCUCUUGAAUGUGUUACUGUCAGCAAUGAAAUGCUUGAAUCCUUGGUGUCUAACAGUAAGGUUUUAGAGAGCUUGAGGGUGGUAAACUGCUAUGACCUCAAGAUAAUCAAAUUUGAUGCUCCCAGCCUUCUUUCUCUCUAUCUCCAAGGUGAAUUUCAUGAUUUGGAUGUGAGUGUUAAUUCCAACCUGAAUAAUCUUGCCAUUUAUUGGUUAAGCCAUGGAGUACCUAGCAUUCGCCUACAAGGUUUGGUCAAGUUGGAAUCUUUGUGCUUCAAUGGUUGGAUCCCCGAUGUUGUCAUGGCUGAAGAUGAUGAAAGUCGAAUUCAUAGUUGUUUCUCGAAGAGCAUUAGUUCUUACUUCAAGCCUAAGCCUUGGUUAUGCUGCCUUAAAAGACUGGAGAUGAAGGCAAGGUUUAUUGAGGAAAUACAAGUAGCAGAAUUCUUUCUGUUGAAUUCACCUGCACUGCAAGUGUUAUCUCUCCACAUUAAACUUCCAAAGAAAGAGGAGACAAAAUCAAAGUUAAUGGAGCGCUGGGCUCUCAUUCCUAAAGCUUCUCCAGAAGCCACAUUUAUAUUGACUUAGAUUCAAAGUUUGUGUAGGGGGGAUCCUUUUUUGUUCUGGGUUGGUCAGCAAUAAGAAUCAAACUUGAAAUGAUUUUGUAUUUGCUACUUUCAUUAUUUGUCUGGUUUGUUUUCCCUUUUUUUUUAAUAUUAAAUGGAUGCUAUUUUCAUUAUUUGGUUGGUUUUUUCU